AAACGUUUAGAACUCAUCUUUCUCUUUUUAAAGAAAAAAAUUAUUCAACAAUAACAGCUGUCGGAGGGAGACUAGUGGAGACCGGGUUCUGGGUCUGGUCGAGCUUUUCUACCACAUCGCCGGAAUAUUCUUCUGUCUCCCUAUUAACAGUGGAAUCUGAUCAGCGUGGAGCUGCGUUCCGGACAGCUUGAUUUGACGGAUUUAGGGUUUGGUUGGCUUCAGGAGAGAUGGAGGGACAGGUGGGCGCCCAGGUCGGCACUCCGCUUUUCUUCCACCAGCAGCUCCCCGUCCAGUUCCAUGAGGCGACGUCGUCCGGCAAGAAGCGGGAUUUCCCUUGGCAAGGCCACCACCAGCAGCAGCGGCUGAUGGGUGCUUCUCUCCCAAACAAUAACCCCAGUGGCAAUUGGAACCCCAAGAUGUGGGCUUGGGACAGCUUCAAUUUCGUGGCGAAACCCUCCGUCGAUGCCUCUGAUGUGCUUCGAGCGGUCGGUACAGACGUGGAGCAGAGGAAGAAAGGGGAAGAGAGUUCCAAAGGUCUGAUCUUGGGCAAGGGUUUGGGAGAGGAUGAGGAGAACCUUACUUUGAAGCUUGGAGGGGGCAACUACUCGGCGGCGGAGGAGCCGGUGGCGAGGCCCAACAAGAGGGUCCAGUCCGGGUCGCCGGGAAGUCGCGGCAGCUACCCUAUGUGCCAGGUGGAUGAUUGUAGGGCGGAUCUGUCGAACGCCAAGGAUUACCACCGGAGGCACAAGGUGUGCGAGGUUCACAGCAAGUCUGCCAAGGCCCUUGUGGGGAAGCAGAUGCAGAGGUUCUGCCAGCAGUGCAGCAGAUUUCACCCCCUUUCUGAGUUUGAUGAGGGCAAGAGAAGCUGCAGACGACGGCUUGCAGGGCAUAACCGACGAAGAAGGAAGACACAGCCAGAGGAUGUUCCCUCCCAGUUGUUGCUUUCUAGAAACCAGGAGAAUGCAGCCAAUGGGAAUUUGGAUAUUGUCAACUUGUUAGCCCUUUUGGCACGCUUUCAAGUUCCCUGUAACAAUGCAGGUAAACUGGCUAGCCAGCCCCCUCUACCUGAUAGAGACCGUCUUAUCCAAGUUCUUAGUAAAAUAAGCAAUUUGAACACUGCAAACUCUUCAUCAAGAUUACCUGUAUCUGGAGGUUUUGAUCUAAACGUUUCACAAGCUACCCAGCAAGGUUCUUUUGAACAAUCCCCAAAAGGAAGUGAGAACCCUGCUGCACCAUCAACAAGAAACCUGCUGGCAGUUGUCUCUGCAGCACUUACAGCUUCUGCCCCUGAGGCUAUUGCUUCUCUUUCUCAGGGGAGCAGUGACAGCAGUGGCAAUGAUAAAGCCAAGCUACAAUGUGCAGAACCUGCUACUGAUGUCAAUUCACGCAGCAAACCAAUUCAAACCUUUCCUUCGGCGGGUGUAGUGAGAACCAACUGUAUUAGUCGAUCCCCAAUAGAAGUACCUGAGCAACCAGUUCACGAGGCCUGGCCAAGUUUGCCAUUGCAACUGUUUGGGCCUGCUGAAGGUGACAGUGCUCCUAAAAUGGGAUCUGUGAUAAAAUAUUUAUCCUCUGAGAGGAGCAACCCCAUGGAAGAGAGUAUGAAGCAUGCAAGAAUGUCAAAUUGCAGGGAAGACAAUGCAACGGUUGAACUAAGCACAGGUCGUGGUUGGAAUGCAACACUAGAGCUGUUUAAGGACCCACAAAGACGACUUGAAAAUGGGGCAGUUCAGAAGCAUCCAUAUCAAGCUGGUUAUACUUCCUCCUCUGGUUCAGACCAUUCACCUUCUAGCUCAAAUUCUGAUACACAGGAUCGGACUGGUCGGAUCAUUUUUAAGCUCUUUGGCAAGGAUCCAAGCAAUUUCCCUGGGACGCUUCGUGCUCAGAUAUUAAACUGGCUCUCGCUCAGCCCAUCAGAAAUGGAGAGCUACAUUCGUCCUGGUUGUGUGGUCCUAUCAGUUUAUUUAUCAAUGCCAUCAAUUGCAUGGGAUCAACUUGAAGGAGACCUUCUACAACAAGUCACUUCACUUGUCCAGUGUUCAGAGUCGGAGUUUUGGAGAAAUGGGAGGUUCUUAGUUCGCACGAGUAGACAAUUGGUGUCGCAUAAAGAUGGGAAGAUCCGCCUGUGUAAAUCAUGGAGGACGGGGAGUGCUCCUGAAUUGACUUCUGUAUCGCCUGUUGCUGUCGUGAGUGGGCAGGAAACUUCCCUUGUUCUAAAAGGUCACAAUCUGACAGUUCCUGGCACCAAAAUCCACUGCACCUAUAUGGGAAAAUACACAUCAAAAGAUGUCCUGUGCUCAGCUUAUCCAGGCAACAUGUGUGAUGAUUCCAGUGUUGAGAGUUUUGAUUUUCCUGGAGGAUCUCCCACAGUGUUUGGUCGUUGCUUCAUUGAGGUGGAGAAUGGUUUUAAAGGGAAUAGUUUUCCUGUUAUUAUUGCGGAUGCUAGAAUCUGUCAAGAGUUAAGAGUCCUCGAAUCUGAGUUUGAUGAAGAUGUUCGGAUAGCAGAUUUCAUUCCAGAGCAUCAGGUUCAGGAGAAUGGGCAGCCAAGAUCAAGGGAGGAUGCUUUGCACUUUUUAAAUGAACUUGGGUGGCUCUUUCAAAAGACAAAUACCUUUUGUACCUCUUCCUCUCCUGAUUUUUCUACAAAGCGGUUCAAGUACCUUCUAACAUUUUCAGUGGAACGAGAUUGGUGCGCUCUUGUUAAGACACUUUUAGAUGUGCUUGCAGAAAGAAAUUCCAGAAGUGAUGCCUUGUCACAGGAAACACUAGAAAUGCUUCUAGAAAUUCACCUCUUGAACAGAGCAGUGAAGAGAAAGUGUAGGAAAAUGGUAGAUUUACUUAUCCAUUAUUCUGUAAGGCAUGGAAAUGAUAAUACAAAUAUAUACCUUUUUCCUCCAAACCUGGCGGGCCCUAGUGGAGUGACCCCAUUGCAUCUGGCUGCAUCCACAGAAGACUCUGAGGACAUGGUUGAUGCACUGACCAGCGACCCUGAAGAGAUUGGAUUGAACUGCUGGGAUUCAUUAAGGGAUGACAACGGUCAGUCUCCAUUUAUGUAUGCAACAUUGAAGAACAAUCAUUCUUACAACAGUCUGGUGGCCAGGAAGCUUGCAGACAGGAAAAAUGGCCAGGUAUCAAUUUCAGUUGGACAUGAAGAGGUUUCUUUCGACAAGUCUUGGAUAACAGGAGAGGCAGAUAGACCCGUUUCCCAUCCUUCGCAAGCAAGACCUUGUGCACUGUGUUCCGUAGCAGGUGCAGGUCGGCUCAGGCAAGCUCCCCACACAAGGGGGCUUCUCGAGCGCCCUUACAUCCAUUCCAUGCUCGCAAUUGCUGCAGUCUGUGUUUGUGUCUGCCUGUUCCUCCGAGGUUUGCCGCAGAUUGGCUCUGUUGCUCCCUUCAAAUGGGAGAAUGUAGACUUUGGCCCAAGAUAGUUUCUGUUUGGUGAUGCUGUUUCGGACAAUGGAGCAGCCAGUUCGCAGUUGCAGUUUCUGGUCACCAUCAGCUAUUUAUCAUUCUCUUAAAUUUGUAAUUCGUGGGGACCGAAUUCAUUAAAGGAAAAGGUUUGAUUCUUUUUGCCGGUUGUCAUGGUAUCAUUGGAGGGAUAUGCAGACGUGGUGGAACACGCUAGAGAAACGUUGAGAUAGAGGAUGAGGUAAAGGUAACACAUGUUGGGUGGGGUUGGUUCUGAAAGCAACUUCAAAUUUCAGAGUAAGGCCCUAAUGGAACCAGGAACAGCAGCAAAGGCGACUGGUGAAACUUCGGAGGGGGGAGGGGGAGGGGGAGGGGAGGAUUUAUUCUUGAUGGAACUAGAGACUGGAUGUAAUGAAAGCGUUAUUGCUUGUAUUGGGAGGGGGGAUCUUCUGAGUUCCUGGUGUUCGUUACACAUCCAAGGCGCUGUGUUUUUGUUUUGCCUUUGCUUUUCGUUUUUUUGGUUGGAUCCAUGGGAAAUGUAGCAUGGAAAGUGCUCAUGGAUUCUGUGUCUGUAACAGGAGGGUUCAAUUAUAUUACGUCACAUACUGAAGCAUGGUAUCUACCAACUGGAUGGAUGGAGAUAGCUCAAUAGAUAGAUAUACUGAUUCUUUUAUUCAUGGUUUGAGCAACAUUUGUUGACAUCCUUA
This is a messenger RNA of Elaeis guineensis (African oil palm), 4115 nucleotides long. Its product is annotated as squamosa promoter-binding-like protein 15. Gene Ontology annotation, molecular function: protein binding; DNA binding. Gene Ontology annotation, cellular component: nucleus. Lineage: Eukaryota; Viridiplantae; Streptophyta; Magnoliopsida; Arecales; Arecaceae. The record is from RefSeq and is a predicted model, not a curated record.